AUUCACUAUAUCUGGUCUCCCACAGUACACACAACAUGGAAGUGCAAUUAUUUUAGUAAAUAUAAACUUCUAAAUACCUUUUCUCCUCUAUCAGUGUUCAGCAGAGCACUGGUUAAAGCUUGUAGGAGGAGUUUUCUUUCUGCUCUAGGAGGAUGCAAAACCCCUGACCUCUGUUUGGACAGUGCUGAUUGGCCCCGUGCUGAUCCCAUGCACUCUCUCAAUAAAGAAAAAAACCUCUCUAGCAAUACACACUAAGCUGAGCAUGUGCAGAAUGGCUACGGUUCAGUCUGUCUUAUCAGGAGAUAAGAUGUGGACAUUUGAAAAAGAGGAGGAGCAGAGAAGUCAGGAUCAAACUGCCUCUUUACACAAUGCAGAGGAUUAACCCCUUAGGUUGCACAGUGAGUAUAACAAGCAUGCUUUACUGCAUAUACAGACUGAUUUUACUGUUGUCGGUUUAG
This is a messenger RNA of Staurois parvus, 458 nucleotides long. The record is from the annotation of a GenBank genome assembly. NCBI's taxonomy places the organism in Eukaryota, Metazoa, Chordata, Amphibia, Anura, Ranidae.